AUGUCUAUCCACGCUAUGUCCAACACCAGGUCCAACGCCAUGUCCAACGCCAUGUCCAGCGCCAUGUCCAACGCUAUGUCCAACAUGUUCUCGCGUAUUGAGAUCGACAGCGAAGGACAGGAUCCAAUCAUUCUUUCGCACGGCCGGCAAUUGACCUGGCCUAACGAUUCCUCUUACGCCAAUGCCAUGAGCAGCCCGCUGAUAUCUCCUGCACAACCAAUUCAAGCUCCGUUCCCGGAUGCCAUAUCUGUGCUCACGCUCACACCCAACGAGCUGUCUACCGGCGCCCCGAGACUGGUGGCGGAGUGGUGGAGGUGCUGCGAUUGUGACAAUAUGGUCAAUCCCAGUCUAGCAUCGGGAAAAUGUCCUAUUUGCUCGCAUGCUCAGUGUGGCUCUUGCAAAAAUGAGACUGUUCCCUAG
Messenger RNA from Penicillium vulpinum, 420 nucleotides. RefSeq lists its product as uncharacterized. The transcript has a single exon. The record is from RefSeq and is a predicted model, not a curated record. Bases 1 to 420 code for a protein of 139 amino acids. NCBI's taxonomy places the organism in Eukaryota, Fungi, Ascomycota, Eurotiomycetes, Eurotiales, Aspergillaceae.